AUGGAAGGAUUGUUCCCUACUUUCAUCUGUAUAUUGAGUAAUCUGAAGAAUUUGGAUUUGUCCCAAAAUAACCUUACAGGAGUUAUACCUUCAUGUGUCUCCAAUCUCAAAAGUCUCUCUAAUCUUGAUGUCUCGAACAACAACUUCCAUGGUCCUCUGCCUCUUAUACCUAAAAAUGUCCUUUCUUUCUUAGAUUUGUCAAAUAAUAAACUCCGUGGUAAAAAUUCAAUAGAAAUGGGAAAAAUACUAUCUAGUAUUGACACCAUUGUUCUAUCUGAUAACGAACUUUCAGGUCCAAUUCCCUUUUCUAUGUGUUCGAAAGUAAAUCGUAUUAUUGAUCUCUCAAACAAUAAAUUAUCUGGUAUUAUACCCACCAGUAUAGGGUAUUGCACGAAACUUCUUUCUCUAAACUUUGGCCACAACAAUCUCACGGGAAAUGUUCCAGACGUGCUUGGACAAGCACUUUCACUGACAUUUCUUCAACUGAAUGACAACAAUCUGGAUGGUGUUCCUCUUGGUUUCAUCAGUAAAUUUCAAAGAUUGGAAGUUCUUAAUUUAGCAAAGAAUAAGUUUGAAGGCAGUAUACCCACUGCCUUUGGUUCACUCGAAUACUUACAGAUUCUUUCUCUAAGGUUCAACAAAUUUAAUGGGUCAAUCCCUGAAGAGAUUACUCAUUUGCAACCACUCCAAAUAUUAGACAUAUCUCACAACCAUCUUACAGGGCUUAUUCCUAAAAAGAUAGGAAAUUUAACGAGACUAAUAAGCAGACCUGAGGGUACACAACCCCUUCUCAACUAUGGUGCCGGUGAUUUGAAACUGCAGAUGGUGAUCAAAGGGAUUGUGACACAAUUAUUGAAAGUGUUUCACUACACUUCUGGAGUUGAUCUAUCAUGCAACACUUUCAGUGGAAACAUACCAGAAGAGAUUGGUUUGCUGAAAGCGCUUUCCACACUCAACCUAUCACAUAAUCAACUUUCUGGUAUAAUCCCUCAAGAGUGUAGGAAGUAUGAAAGGAUCCCUAAGGGGCUUCACUUUGAUACAUUAAGCGGAGAUGGUUCAGCAUAUAUCAACAAUAGUUUGUUAUGUGGCGAUUUCACAAAUAACACUUGCGAGGGUGAUAAGAGAAGUAAUUCUACUGAUAAUAAUUCUCCAAAUGAAGGUUAUGAGGAUGAUCAAAAUGAUGCAAAAGAUAAAUUGUUGCUGUAUGCUAUUGUUGCUUUGGGGUUUGCAGUUGGGUUCUGGGGUCUAUUCUUUGUUUUGUUAAUAAAGAAAGAGAAAUGGUGGUUUGGAUAA
Molecule: messenger RNA, 1293 nt
Organism: Papaver somniferum (opium poppy)
Lineage: Eukaryota; Viridiplantae; Streptophyta; Magnoliopsida; Ranunculales; Papaveraceae
Product: LRR receptor-like serine/threonine-protein kinase GSO2
Exons: 2
Coding region: 1-1293 (430 amino acids)
Molecular function (GO): protein binding
Source: RefSeq, a predicted model, not a curated record